UCCAAAUUUUCUUAGUUAUGAUUAAAGUUCUGGAAAAUCCGGCAACUGGCCGGAUUUCGGAAACAAAUCCGGCCGGAACCGGAUUUUAAAAAAAUCAGCGAUCCGGCGUCGGAUUAUCCGGCCUACCGGAUAUCCGGUACAUCCCUAAACUCAUUCUGCUAAUUCUUAAAACUACACAUAGAAAUCCAAAAACUUAGAAUUUUUAGGUUUUACUUUUUUAGUUUAAAAAUAACUUGUUUCAGACAACACUAUUUUUAACUAUAUGUUAGAAAACUGACUGAGUUCUCUGCACCAAGGAACUCAAUCUGGAUCCACCUCUGCUUUGAAUCAGCUAUGGUGCCUUAAAAUUUUACUGCUUACUUUUUGGUCACCAUUUUUCAUUUAUUCUCUGAAGAGUGUAUGCUAUGUUUCUGCUUACUUGUUUAAAAUUAAUCCAUCACGCUAACAAAUACCAGAUUGCUGCUUUGUUUGAACAUUAUUUGAAAUCACUUUUUACAGCUUGUGGCAGUCAGAUAGCUCUGAUGCUCUUUAUUUUGGUGACCAUAACAAUACCAAUUCAUAGAAAUUUUAAAAACAACAAACUAGUUGACAACCCAUUUACACCAGAUUUAUGUGUACGCAUUUCAAUGCUUCAAGUAAUGUGAUGAUCUUAAGAACAGUCAGUUUGUAAGAGAGGAAAGUAAGGUUUUUCAACGUUUCAAAAAAGGUUUGUCGUGAAAAUUUUUGGUACCCAGAAAGAAUUUGUGCUGCCCUACCUUUUCGUAUGCAUUAGACAGACCUCUGAAAAAAUCUUGAGUGUGCACAUGCCACACUCUGCAGGCAGACAGAGAUGCAAAAUAAUGCAAAAUGAUAUCGGUAAAACUCUUCAAAUGUUUGGUUAGGCUUGAGAAAGCAAAGGAGUCAUACGAUUCACAUGAUUCUCAAUCAAAUUACCAGAUCUUCUAAUCAAAUGGUUCUUCGUUCUGUGUUACUUUGGAAAAAACUUGUAGAAUACGUAAAAAAGUGAUUUACCUUUCAACGCAACCUCCACCGCCAUCUUGAGAAAUUGAGUUAUGCGCACGCAGUACACCUCGAGUUCAAGAAGAGGCCUCGAGUAUCAGCGAGAAGGCGCCAAAUUUUAGACGGUUGGCAAGUUUGAAAUCCUCUUGUUUAUGACCACUUACGAAAACCGAGAAUGUCAUCUAAAGAUUCAAAUUGCACCAUGGAAGACUUGAAAAUGGAAUACAAAAUGAAAUAUGAGCGGCUUGUUGAUUUACAUAAAGAAAGUAUACAAGCAUUUGCUGAUAUGGUCAAUUCUGCAGGAAUUCAUAAGGAAGCCUAUUCAAACUAUGUAAAUGGAUUGAAAAAGGUUGGCUUUGAAAAAGAUAUGAAGAUAUACAACCUUGAAGAAGAAUUAAAUGAUGUAAAAGUAAAAAAUGCUGAAUUGCAAAAAAGAUGCCUGGAAUUUGAGACCAGAAAUUCAAAUAGAACACAGUUGGAAACAUCACUUCAAAAGUCAUCGACUAAGACUAUUAAGCAACCAGUUACUGAAACUCCAGUUACUUUAUCAACAGUACCAAAAACAGACAACCUAAGUCCACUGUUCUUACCGGAAACUCCAAAGAAAAUAUCAAGAGAAGCAAGACGUUCAAUGAUAGUUGAAGCAAUUGACAAAGUUACUCCUAAAGAUGAUGAUGAUAAAUAUGAAUUUCUUAUGGAAAUUGUUCUUAAGCAGAAAGAUUUGUUAGACUUCUAUGCUACAAUUUCUGGAUUCAUUGCUGAAAACUUGAAUGGAAAUUCAAAUGAUAGUCAAUACGGAGUAGACAUUUUCAAAAUGAGACCUCAGAAAUCUUCAUUCAAAGAUAUGGAGAUGCAGUUUCUGGUUGACUAUGAUGGAGAUGAUAUUGAAUACCGACCAAUAAAUGUCCCAAAAGAAGCCAAAAAGGCCAUAAAGACAGUUGCGCCAUACUUAGAAGAGACUUUGUACUUUCCAUCAGAAGAUGCCCCGAAGCUUCUCAAAACUCUAUUGGAUGUCAUUGAAAGCUAAUCCUUUUUGCAAUAUCAAAGCUUUACUGUAAAUUAAUUAAUGUGUUGUAUUUUAAGUUGAGACUUUACAAUGAGGAAUCUGCCAUAAUAUUGAGAAUCAGUUAUCAGAAAUGGUUAAUGUAUGAUGGCCUCUUUCCAUUGUGAAAACGUGAUGCAAGAUCAAGCAGCUUCUCACCUUGAAAACGUCUUGAAAACGUCUUUCAACCUUACUUUGUGAUAAAACAUUUGUUGUUUUAAUUAUCUUUCAGUAUUGUUAGACACUGUAUAUACUUGUAGAGAUCCUCUGAAAUACAUUAUAUUUUGUAUCAAAUGGUCAAAUAUGUCAAAGGUUUCUUUAUUAUGUUGAGAGUUUUGACAUUUGUUUACAACAGUAUUUUUUCCAAACCCAAUAGAGUACCAUUUAAGCAAGGACCUUUUACACUUUCAAAGUACAAAAUCUGAGCAUUUUGCUACCAACAACUGAAGUGCUUUUGGUAUCAACAAGUAAUUAUAGCCUUUGCUAAUUGUAAAGGCAAGUGUAAAACAUUAACCUUACAAAGAAGGACACAAUUAUCCUGUGUUUUUUUCACUGGCCACUAGAUAUCCUCUUGAAUACAGCAAACAAGUGUUGCAAUGUUCUGCAACCACCACAGCUGAAUGAAUGACAGUGACUACAAAACCACUUUGUAGAGCUACUAGAUCCAAACCUAUGAUCUGAAUACAUUGAACUGAACAAUAUUAUUUCAAUCAGUUACAUGUGCAUACCAUCAUUAACUUUAAAAGCUACUGUACAAACUCUAGAGGAAUCAUUUAACUACAAAGAACAAUUAUCAAAACGAUACACUUAUUUUUUAAUGCUGUUAUUUAAUUUCUGUUAUAGUGUGAACUUUUUGAAAUAGGCCUUUGAUGUUUGGGAUUUUCAAAACCAAUUUUGAAAUAAUUCGUACCAAAAGCAGGGUUUUACACAGAUAAUGUAAUCUGGUUUUGCUUGUAUGCCACAUUUUUCGCGAGAGAUCUUGGAGAGAUUUUCAAUUGCAGUUACACAAAUGUUACAUGUGAAAAUUGUCUAAGUUUUAUUUGUUAUUGGCAAUGAAAUGAAGUCAAAUGAACUUCGGCUGUUCUCUUAAGAGAUCUUUAAGUGUAUAUUAUAGCAUCUUUUUUUAGAAUUUUUUAAUUUGGAAAAAACAACAAUCCAUAAGCAAACUUAAAACUUUUAUGUACCUUUAGGGAUGAAACCAAAAUUCAAGAAUUCUAAAAAUGUAUUCUUUAUGACGUCACGCUUAAGAAUUCUAAAAAGUACCAUAAAGCUGAAAAUGACCAUCUUUUUUACCUUGGAAGGUUUUUUGGUGAUACCAAUUUUUUUUUCCUCUAGAUAAAAUACUUUCAUUUAUAUCCAUACUACUUUAUCGCUACUUACAUCAAUACUUUUGUUUAAGAUUACGUUAUAGGCGUAUGCUACUUACCAAGUUCCCCUAAUCUCAUAAAUAUCUAAUAAUCAAUAGAUACAGGGACGAUAUAUCGCUUAUAUAAUACCUCUUAGAUCGUUGUCGCUACAUUGAGAUAAAAGAGAAUGACCUCUCUGGAAA
Molecule: messenger RNA, 3590 nt
Organism: Rhopilema esculentum
Lineage: Eukaryota; Metazoa; Cnidaria; Scyphozoa; Rhizostomeae; Rhizostomatidae
Source: RefSeq, a predicted model, not a curated record